GUUGCUAUUCGCAGUACAGCGGUUAAUUUUACUAAUGGACGAAACAAUAACCCUAGAGGAAUCGAGGCAGAAGAAAUCGAGAAUAACCAGAAUUACAACAACAAUGAGUGUCGUUCGCAGCGAACGAGUUUAAUUUCUCAAGAUUUAACGACUGCUGUUGAUGCCGAGGAAUUAGAACGACGUAAAAAACGAAUUGAUGCUAAUUUAUCUUACAAUAAAAGUAGUUCUGAUAAAAGUAGUAGAAAUGUCGACAUCAUUUCGAACAAAAAUCCUAAACAUGAUGUUAAAGAACACAUCAUCACAGAUGAUUAUAAAGAACCUACACAAAUAGACAAUGUAUCAAAUUUUUUUGAAUUAUUAUUAUUAGAGUUAAGAUUAGUUGACCUCUUAUCGUCUAUGUCAUCAUCGCCUAAUAUCGUUAAGAGACAACCAAGACUGAAGGCUCAUGACUGGUUUAUCGAAAAAUCUUCACCCAUGAGACUAUCCGAAUUUGGAUAUUGUGAUAAAUUAUUUUGA
Messenger RNA from Cetraspora pellucida, 516 nucleotides. The record is from the annotation of a GenBank genome assembly. NCBI's taxonomy places the organism in Eukaryota, Fungi, Glomeromycota, Glomeromycetes, Diversisporales, Gigasporaceae.